AAAAUGAAGGAGGAUGGCUUGUCCUUGAAGGACAAUCCAUAAAAAAUGUUUUUUUUUUGAUGUAUUCAUUGUUCAUGUGCCGUGCGACAUAUCAUCCUUAGCUGCUAUUGUUUGUUGUGUUGUUCGGUAUCACUUUCCCACUUUCCACCAUUCAUAGCUACUUCCAUUCACAAUACAAUGAUUCUAUGACCUCAAAAAUUCUAAGCCAAACCAAUGAAUACUUUCUCUCCUUCCUCCACAAUUUUACCUUUCCCUUCACUUUCCAAAAACUCCAUUUUCUUUGUCCCUUUUAAAGGUAAAACCAACCAAUUUUCUUUUUCCAAGUCAAGGAUAAUUGCUUGCUCUUCUCCACAGGAUGCAAGCUCCAAUGAAAUCACACCAAACAACUUUUGCAUCAUUGAAGGGCCAGAGACGGUUCAGGAUUUUGUUCAGAUGCAGGUGCAGGAAAUUCAAGAUAAUAUAAAGAGUAGACGCAACAAAAUCUUUCUUCUAAUGGAAGAGGUAAGGAGAUUGCGUGUGCAGCAGCGGCUAAGAAGUAUACAAAGAGCUUUCAGUGAAGAGGGAGAGGAAGAUGCAAAUGAGAUGCCAGAAAUUCCAUCAUCUAUUCCUUUUCUUCCUCAUGUGACGCCCAACACUUUGAAGAAGCUUUAUCUAACAGGAGCAUCAUUCAUAUCUGCAAUAAUUGUAUUUGGCGGGCUUAUUGCACCAACGCUGGAGCUGAAAUUGGGUAUAGGUGGCACGUCAUAUGAGGAUUUCAUAAGAAGCUUGCAUUUGCCUUUGCAACUAAGUCAAGUUGACCCGAUUGUGGCAUCCUUUUCGGGUGGAGCAGUUGGUGUCAUUUCAGUACUGAUGUUAAUUGAGGCUAAUAAUGUUGAGCAACAAGAGAAAACAAGGUGCAAGUAUUGCCUUGGAACUGGUUACUUGGCUUGCGCUCGGUGUUCCUCAAGUGGUGUAUGUUUGAACAUUAACCCGAUUUCGGCAUCUGGUACUUCUGUUAGACCCCUGCAAGUUCCUACAACGACAAGGUGUCCAAAUUGCUCUGGUGCUGGAAAGGUUAUGUGUCCAACCUGCCUUUGCACCGGGAUGAAGAUGGCAAGCGAGCAUGACCUGAGAAUUGAUCCAUUUGACUAAUUCUUUACAUGUUUAGAAUUUGAAAGACUUGCAUUUUGUUGCUCUAAAAUGUAUUUAAAAAAGUCCACCUCAAAAUUUAGUAUUAAUUUAUUUUUAAACAAAAUAAAAAUGAAUUAGGAAUUAGGCUAAAAAGCUUGUAACAUUUCUAUUCUGCCAGAAUUCUUGGUCCUAAUUCCAUAUUGACACCGAAUAUAAUGUUAUACUUUUAAUUCA
Medicago truncatula (barrel medic) is the source of this 1344-nucleotide messenger RNA. RefSeq names its product protein ORANGE-LIKE, chloroplastic. Bases 214 to 1131 code for a protein of 305 amino acids. The transcript has 8 exons. Lineage: Eukaryota; Viridiplantae; Streptophyta; Magnoliopsida; Fabales; Fabaceae. Gene Ontology annotation, cellular component: chloroplast membrane. The record is from RefSeq and is a predicted model, not a curated record.